GCUCAGGUGAUAGUUCACCGUGCAGACUCACGGUGCAGACCCCGGGCAUCUCGAAGCAUCACACAAAUGUGGGUGGGGUCGCUUUGAUGCGCAACCAGACAGCAAUGUGCACUCCACAGCAAAGCCCAAACUCCGUUUAAACUUCCAAUAAGAACAAAUAGCCUGCAGAAGGAGGAGGAGAGAGAGAGAGAGUGAGGGGGAAGCGUGGGGGCUCUACUUCCUUAGUCUCAUGCAAAGAUUGGUGAGAUAUACUCAGCUGAGAAUUACAUAAAGCUAGAAGGAGGAAUAACCCUGACUGGACAAAAACUGAGAGGGCACAGGGUGAGGGACCGAGCACUUCAAGUCUUCGAGUCGUGAGUAGGACGUUUAUUAACACGUUUAUCCCUCAUUUGGAGGUUUCUUUUCCCGUGCAUUUAUUUUUUCCCUGUCAGCCUCCUACUAUUUAUCAUGGCAUGGCCGUGCAUUACGCGUGCUUGCUGCAUCAACCGCUUUUGGACCGAGCUGGACAAAGCGGACAUCGCGGUGCCUUUGGUUUUCACCAAAUACUCGGAUGUGGCCGACGUGCAGCAUCUGCCCCAUCACCCGCAGCCGAGACAGAAGAGGGCCGGUGCCAUUGCCAUAGAAACCCAGCCCCAUCCCGAAGAGCAGGAGGCAGGGAAGGCACCGCCCGCGACGGGUGCCGCAGCGGGCAAAGAUGGCUCUUCUGCGUCCGUCAUGCGCCAAGACUUCAAGGCGUGGAGAGUGCGCCCCGAGCCCAGCUGCAAGCCCAGAAACGAGUACCAACGCUCGGCGACCCCGUUCAAUAACGAGACUCAGUAUCAGAAGGACUACAAGCCCUGGCCUAUACCGAAAAAGCACGACCACCCCUGGAUCCCCAAACCGAGCCCCACCGGCGGGCCGGAGCGCAGCGCGGGGAGCGGUAAACAGGAGCAGGCGGCCGCCGAGGCCGAGAGCGGCGUGGAGAAGAGCGCGAUCGAGGAGAAAACGCAGGAAAAAGAGUCAAAGGAGGCGAUGAAGAAAAGCGCCAAGAGGGAAAAGUCAGCGGAGAGACAGACGGGUGAAAAGACGGAGGGACAGGUGGCCGCGGGUGUGGGUGCCGAGCAGAGGAAAGGCAGAGCAGCCGCAGACGCUCUCAACAGACAGAUAAAGGAGGUUAUGUCGUCUUCCAGCAGCUACAGGACUGAGUUCAAGGCAUAUAAGGAUGUGAAACUAGUGAAGCCCAUCAAAACUCCAGCUCAGUAUAAACCCCCGUUGGAGGAGAGCAGUCUGGAAACGAGCUAUACUGCCACAUUCAAGGGGGAGCAGGUGAAGCCUCACCCCACCGACAACAAGCUGCUGGACCGCAGGAGGAUACGCAGCCUGUACAGUGAGCCUAGCAAGGAAACUGCUAAGGUGGAUAAACCAGUGUCUCGCACCAAACCAAAAAAGACACCAACAACAACAACAGGGAAGAUGGUGAAAAAAUCAAAAGAGAAGCAGAUUGCUAGUUCCCAGUCAGCCAAGAAGAAGCCGUCUUUGGGUGCCGCAGAAGCCAAACCAGAGGGAGUUGUCACAAAGAAGAGCAAAGAGAUCAGCAAUAGACUGGCUGAAUCAAAGCAUUAAAAGUAGUUUAUCUCUACACUUUUAUGUGCGUGAUCAAAGGCUACUUGACGCAUUAGGCAAAUUUCUUCCCUUUUGUUUAUUUCCUUACCUGUUGUUUUUGCUGUCUGGUCAUAUAUUGUUCACCUUUGAAUGGGCACUGAUGUUGAGCUUUAAAAUAAUGCAAAUAAUUUCACUGUAAACUGCGCGUGAGUGUGUGUGUAUGUAAAUGUGUGAAAGUAUAUGAUUCCUUGUAUUUUGGUGCACAGAACCGCUUUAUAUUAUUGAGCACAUAAUUUGCACAUUAUUUAUAUGAGUUCCAUUUGGCAUCAUAUAAAAAAAGAGCCAUCAGUACACAUGUAGUAUGUGUAUGAAAGGGCAUUUUUACCUUUGUCUGAAUGGAUGACAGUUCAGAUCAAAAUUAAAAUGAUUGUAGAAAAUGUCAAGAGGAUGCUUUGUCUCUGAGACUGUAUCACAUGAGAGGUUUUGUGAAGAUACAAAAUCUGUUUUACGGUUGUGUUUCCUAGUUACAGUGCCUCCGCUGUAUGGUCCUGGUUUUCAUUUCAUUGUUCUGGAUGAUAUCUGGUCUCAUCAGUUUGGUUGCUAAGAAACCAAAUGAACUGUAAUAUAAUUGCUACAGCUUGCAUGCAGGACCCCGUUUUUGGUUGAGUAGCAACAUUUUAGCGGACUAUAUUGUCACAGUCACAUUUUAGCUUGUAAAUUGAGCCAGUAAAGAUAAAUGUAUAGGGGCGAGACCUUUUGAAAUAUAAUGCAUGUGUAGUAAUAGAUUCUGGUCACACCAAAAAACUAAAGUACAUACAUUAACUAAAAUCAUAGUCUAGCAGCUGUUCAAGCUUUAAAAUUAACACACCAGCAAGAUGGUUUCACCCACAAACAUAUUUCUUGCAAUCUACAUAGAGAUCCACUCCUUUGAUUUAAUGGGAACACUGCAGAUUUCAGGAUGACUGUAUUUUGUGACAUUGUACUCCAUCCUCUCCUCUGAGCUGUGACGCUGUCAUUGUGCUAAAUAAGAAAACAAAAGGCCUGAAAAAAAGAGAACCUACUGUAUUAACUCGAUAAUUUUUACUCUGAAUGGGCUGAUCUCUCCAGGUGUUGAAGGACAAGGAAUGGGCCAGGACUUGUAGUUCAGCUCUUUAAUAUGCUGCUGUCUGAAAAUGCGCAAAAUUACAUCUGUUCAUUGUGAGUGUGACAUGUUUUUACUAAAGAUGUCAUCACAGCCUUCCCUGUCUGGUUAUAAACACAGUCAUCUACCGUGAUACCCUUAGUGGCUAACAUGGCUGCAGUGUGUGAGGGCCCAGUCGAGCACUACCCACCCUGAGCCUGCUUCCAGUUAUAGCUUCAGUGUGUGUGUGAGUGAGAGUUUUUUGUGUCUGACCUCUACAGCCUGCUGCCUGCUAGCAUCAAGUCUGACCCAACCACUAGACGUGCUGCUAUGCACUCCACACCCUGGUGCUAUAUCUCUCAUCGUAUAUGCUGUCUGGUUUGAACUGUGUGUGUUGUCAGACCAGAGUGAAAUGAUGUUAUGACAAUGUCAUACCGCUGCAGACAUGUUGUGAUAUUGUGCUUGUAUUCUCAGCUUGCUCUGAAUGAACUCAUGAUUAAAAUGAUGAUACAGAA
Morone saxatilis (striped sea-bass) is the source of this 3216-nucleotide messenger RNA. It is a transcript of the gene map6b, whose product is annotated as microtubule-associated protein 6b. NCBI's taxonomy places the organism in Eukaryota, Metazoa, Chordata, Actinopteri, Moronidae. Gene Ontology annotation, molecular function: calmodulin binding; microtubule binding. The transcript has 3 exons. Gene Ontology annotation, biological process: microtubule cytoskeleton organization; cytoskeleton-dependent intracellular transport; regulation of microtubule cytoskeleton organization. The coding region runs from base 448 to 1602 and encodes 384 amino acids. The record is from RefSeq and is a predicted model, not a curated record. Gene Ontology annotation, cellular component: cis-Golgi network; microtubule; Golgi-associated vesicle.